Cydia pomonella (codling moth) is the source of this 4550-nucleotide messenger RNA. RefSeq lists its product as uncharacterized. Lineage: Eukaryota; Metazoa; Arthropoda; Insecta; Lepidoptera; Tortricidae. The coding region runs from base 1 to 1302 and encodes 433 amino acids. The transcript is spliced from 8 exons. The record is from RefSeq and is a predicted model, not a curated record.
AUGAUCCUCGCGUUGGACUCCGCGCCUCGGAGCGGCUUCAUCAGACUCAUGCCGGAGAGCUGGAAGGUCAUUAACGAGGAGUUGAAGGCUACGGUCAUGGAAGGGUACAAUAUAUUAGGCGACGGUACACCUGCCUGUCUGUUUCCGUUGCUUACUGGAAAGACAGAACUAGAACUACCGGAUGUGCGGAGACAUAAAGAUAACAAUAGGACGUUCGAUGACUUCCCUUUCAUAUUCAAGCAUUUAAAGGAAGAAGGGUAUGCCACAGCAUUUAUCGAGGACAUGCCCUUCUACAGCACAUUCACAUACCGUUUCAACGGCUUCAUGAAACAACCAACCGAUCAUUAUUAUCGCGCGUUCCGAAACGCGAAUAUGCGUCUAUUUAAAGAUUGGAACUUUUGCUACGGAGAUACACCGCAGUUUAGGAUGAUAAUGAAUUUGACGGAGCAGUUUCUGGAGCUGAAAGGGAGGCGAUUCAUCUUCACAUUUAUCGCCGACAUUUCUCACGAAGAUUUAAACUACAUACAGUACGCUGACGGGGACUUAGCGGCUUUUUUAAGGCGUAUGAGCAAACGGACCGAGGAUACCCUUAUUAUAGUCAUGGGAGACCAUGGGCCCAGAUACGCAGCAGUCCGUAAGAAGCAUUCCCUCCGCGGCAAACUGGACGAGCGCCUCCCCCUACUCGCUAUCCGCCUGCCAGACCGCCUCACGCGCGCACGCCCUGACGCGUUAAGCGCGCUUCAAGCUAACUCGCGUGUAUUGACCACUGCGCAUGAUUUACACGCGACUAUAUUGGAUGCGUUGCGUUUGAAGAAGCACUGGAACCCGUAUAAAGUGGAGGGAGCAGAUUUGAAGAGGGGAUUGACUUGGCUGGAGCCGAUCCCCAACACCCGCUCUUGCAGCGAAGCCGGCAUCGAGACGCACUGGUGCACCUGUCUGGUGUGGCAGAAUGUGUCCGUCUCUGACCCUAUGUACAACAGGACUGCUAAUGCGCUGAUAGAGUACAUCAACAAGUUUACAAAGGAUGCUGGAUCUAAAUGCAUCUCUCGCACUCUAGCGUCUACAAGUUGGGUGCUCCAACAGCGAGUCAACAACAGACUUCUCGAUUUCAAUGACGCUUUAGAUUACGACGCGUACUUGGGAUGGUUCGACGACACCGAAACACAAGUCACUAUGGAGAACUUCCAGAUUGGAAUAGAGUCAAAUCCAGGAGGCGCGGUGUACGAAGCAUCCCUGACCUACUACGUAAAAGAGGACAAAUUCGUAGUACAGUCCAGGGAUAUCUCAAGGGUGAACGCGUGAGUAGAAAUCAUUUCUCAAAAAGAUCGGGUCAUCCACGAUGAUGCGAAGACUUGUCAAAUCGAACAUUUAAUUUUUUGACAUAACUGUAUAAUUUAUUUCUGCAUAUUUGCCAUUGUUUUUGUUUUUUGUAUACUUCUGUACUCUGGUCUCGGAGGGGAACGCUCAAAAUCAAACACCUCUUUUAAUUAUAAACGGAAGUAUGUUUAUUUCGGCUGAACUAUCAACCACACAAAUCGUCUCAGGAACACAAAACAAAAUUAAUAUCUUAUAAAAUUCACGAUAGACAACCGUUCGCUAGUUUAGAAAUAAAAAGCUACAUCUACCGGGAAAUUGAGUAAACAUAUCUACUUAGGCGUUUUAUACAUUUCUUAUUAAUCUUUUUUAUAACUUUUCUAUAAAUUCUGGCUUGACGAUCCUUUUCAGGAGAAAAUUUCCAUUUUAUAAUUAUUGCCAUGAGCUAUCUGGAUUAUGAUUUUAUAUUUAGUCAUUGUUAGAAUUUAUUUUUGACGAUCACAAUAUAGAUUCAUAUAAUUUGGCUUUAAUGUAAUUUGUAAUGCAAUCGUAUGUUGUGUAAUAAAUAAAUCCGUAUCUGAAUCGAAUAACAUGACAUGACAUUAUAAAUUAUAACUUAUUAACGUAUUUUGUUUCAGUUACCGGGGCGAAUCAGACUGCAUUAUUGACUCUCAUCCACAUCUCGCCCCGUUCUGCUACUGCAAAAACUGACGAAAAGACUGAAGCAAGACUCGGAACCGGUAUUGAAAUACCUGUUCAUAUCGAUCCAUAACUGAUUACUGAUUAGCAAUUAAGAUCGUUGACAUAUAAUAUAUUUUCAUUAUAUUUUUCAUUUAAAUUAUUUUACAGAUAAAGUUAUUUAUAACUUAGUGUUUUUGUAAAUAUGUUUGUUUUUUUAAUUCUUUUUGACAUUUCGACAAUACCUAGGUUGUCCCUAGCUAUGUAUACAUUGACAUUUUCUUUUUUGUCGUGACAUUUCUUUAUUUAUUAAUUUUAUAUUUUUUGUUUUAAUGUUAAGUUGACGAUCUUUUAGUGAAAGCCUUUGUUUUAUCCUUUUGUGUAAAAUACUGUGUCUUUUUCUUUAAGAAAUAAAUAAAUCCAAUCUAAUCUGAUGAUGGAGUGCGAGAGAGUAUUACGGCCCGAUUCGAAGAAUGAUUAAGACACGUUUAAGAUCUUGGAAAGAUCUUUGAAAGAUCGAUAACUAAACGACAUGUCACAAUUGAGGUUUAUUUCAAUUCCGCUGUGAUCCCAGUAAAGUGACAUUGGUUGCCCGAAUCGAGCUGCUUCUGUCAAUUAUACGACAUACAAACGAUAUCUAAAAGAGAACUUAUCGUUAUCGUAUCGUCAUUCUUCGAAUAGGGCCGUCAGAAAGAGAUGCCGGAAAGUGCUAUAUCAUAAUUGUGUCUUACAAUUAUUAAAUAUGUUCUGAUUUUUGCCACUUUGGCAAUAGCUUUAAAGCACAAAUUGUUAUUUAAAAUUAUAAAAAUAAAUAAAUAACCGUUAUGUUAUUUCGUUCAUUCAAAAAUCGGUUAAUUCAUUGAACGCUCUACCGACAUACCGGUUAUACCUAUUUAUAAUUUUCUUCUAAAUUUCAUUGUUAUCAAUUUUAAAUUUAAAAUGCAUUGAUGCACAAAAAUCAUUAUUACCAAGGUCUGAACUAAAUGAUUUUUAUUUUAUUUUUAUUAUGCGGACUUGUACUAAUGUAAAAAAAAAACCGAGUUUGGAUUACAUAAUUGGGCAUUUUUUAUUGAAAGUUAGAACUUUUACUUUAAAGGUAGACCUUUUACUUGCAUUUUAUAGUUUGGAAGUUUUAUAUGAUACCCACUCAGAAUCACCAGCCUAAGAUGAGAAAAACUAUUCCCAAAAUAAAUAAAUCUAUUGGUCCGUUUGUUACGAUCAUAGAGAGUAUUGAAAAAGUAACCAAUUGGACAAAAUAAAUUAAGGACAUUUUUUAUCUGGGAUCAUACAACAAAUAUAACAACAUAAUACAUUACAACAAAAUAAAUUAGUCAAACGAUUAGUAAAAACGAGUCGUUGUUCAAAUUUAGACUCAAAAAAAUUGAGUUCCUACUAACGGCCCGAUUCGACGACACGUUUAAGAUCUUGGAAAGAUCUAUAACCAAACGACAUGUCAAAAUUUACGUUUAUGUCGAUUCCGCUGUGAUCCCAAUAAGAUCUAGGUAUCUACGAUAUUUCUAACGUCCAAGUGACAUUGGUUGCCCGAAUCGAGCUGCUUCUGUCAAUUAAACGCCAUAGAAACGAUAUCUAAAUGAGAACUUAUCUAACCCAGUAGAGCUAAGAUGUUCGGUUCUUUAUCAUUUGUCACCAUGCCUGUCACGUUCUAACAAGUGUACAAGCGCGAAAGUGACGGGCAUAGUGUCAAGUGAUAAAAUUGGAACCAAGCUGCCACCGUAGUAAGUCUAAGAUGGUCGGCUCUUUAUCAUUUGUCACCAUGCCUGUCACGUUCUAACAAGUGUACAAGCGCGAAAGUGACGGGCAUAGUGUCAAGUGAUAAAAUUGGAACCAAGCUGCCACCGUAGUAAGUCUAAGAUGGUCGGCUCUUUAUCAUUUGUCACCAUGCCUGUCACGUUCUAACAAGUAUGUAAGUGCGAAGGUGACGGGCAUAGUGACAGGUGAUAAAAAUGGAACCAUGCUGCCACCCCAGAACAUAUCGUUAUCGUAUCUCAUUCUUAGAAUCGGGCCCCAACACUGUUACAAAUACCCAGGGAUCGGAACCGGUUUUUUGCAAAAACAUCGAAAUAACCAUAUAUUUCGGUUUAUUUUAUACUCAAAAUGUAGGACUCAGUUGUGUUUUUAGAUAACGACUUCGUAUUAUUAGAUUGCCCGAUUAGGAAUGAAAUAGUUAACAAAGAACGAAAAUACCGUUUUCGUUUCCAUACAAAAAAUACCGGUUUCCGAUCCCUGCAAAUACCUACCGACUUAGGUAUUAAUCUCAUGUGUAAUUUAGGGGCAGUAAUGGGCACCGAAAUAUAGACGAGAUACAAAUGAAGUAAUUACAACACGCAGCACGUUGGCUAUACAUCACAUUAUCUCGUGAAUGUAGCGUAUACAGGUGACAUGUCCAAAUGACUCGGGUUGGAAAAAUAUACUCUGACAUUGGGGACCUUUUACAUCUCCAGAUUUAAUGUGUUUUUAACCAUAGAGACUAUACAUCUCUAUUGUAUUGUAGUAAUUAUUUAUUUUAAGAUUAUUAUAAUGUAAUGUUUACCCAGGUA